AAAUAAGUGAAGAAGAAUCUCAAUUAAGGAAGAGGAAAAAAGAGUUGACAGGACAUCAGCCCAUCGUGACAUUUGAAUGGAAUUUGCUGAGUUGAUAAAGACCCCCCGCGUCGACGGGGUGGUCCUCCAUCGUCCCUUCAUGCCUGUGGUGGAGGGUACGCUGUGUUUGACCGGACACCACUUGAUAUUAUCGUCGCGACAGGACAACACAGAAGAACUGUGGCUGCUACACGGCAACAUAGACGCCAUCGAGAAGAGGUUUGUGGGCUCCUCUGGGUCCAUUAUUGUGAAAUGCAAAGACCUGAGAACUAUCCAGCUGGACAUUCCUGGCAUGGAGGAGUGUCUCAACAUCGCCAACUCCAUUGAGGCUCUCUCCACCCUGGACUCAGUGUCCCUCAAGUAUCCCUUCUUCUACCGGCCCUUGUUUGAGGUCAUCGAAGAUGGAUGGAACUCUUUCCUUCCCGAAGAGGCUUUCAAAGACCUGGAGUCCAUGACAGACGAGUGGCGACUCAGUGAGGUGAACAAGGACUUCGGCGUGUGUCCGUCGUACCCCUCGCUCGUCACCGUGCCAAAGGACAUUGACGACGACACCCUCCGCAAGGUGGCAACGUUCCGCCACGGCGGCCGCUUCCCAGUACUCAGCUACUACCACAAGAAGAACGGCAUGGUGAUGAUGCGUUCCAGCCAGCCCCUCACCGGCACCAACGGCCGGCGCUGCAAGGAGGACGAGAAGCUGAUCAACGCCACGCUGCGGGCGGGCAAGCGCGGCUACAUCAUCGACACGCGCACCAUCGCCGUGGCGCAGCAGGCUAAGGCGCGCGGCGGAGGCUUCGAGCUGGAGUCCAACUACCCGCAGUGGAGGAGGAUCCACAAGGCCAUCGAGAGGCACAGUCUCCUGCAGGAGAGCCUGAUCAAGCUGGCGGAGGCCUGUAAUGACCAGUCCCACAGCAUGGACCGUUGGCUCAGCAAACUGGAGGCCUCCAACUGGCAGAGCCACGUCAAGGAGAUCCUGACCACCGCCUGCCUGGCCGCCCAGUGCAUCGACAGGGAGGGUGCAUCUGUGCUGGUCCACGGUACUGAAGGAACGGACUCCACUCUGCUGGUGACCUCUCUGGCCCAGAUCAUCCUGGACCCGUCCAGCAGGACCAUCCGGGGCUUCCAGGCGCUGGUGGAGCGGGAGUGGCUGCAGGCGGGCCACCCGUUCCAGCAGCGGUGUGCGCAGUCGGCCCACUCCAACGGGAAGCUGCGCGGCGAGGCGCCCGUCUUCCUGCUCUUCCUGGACAGCGUGUGGCAGAUCCUGCGCCAGUUCCCCUGCUCCUUCCAGUUCGGAGAGGCCUUCCUCGUCCUGCUCUUCGAGCACGCCUACGCCUCCCAGUUUGGCACCUUCAUGGGCAACUGUGCCGCCGACAGGGCCAAGCUGAAGCUGCCCCAGAAGACGGUGUCGCUGUGGUCGUGGGUGAACCGGGCCGAGGAGCUGGAGCGCUUCAGCAACCCGCUGUACGAGCCCAACGGCCUGGUCAUCUGGCCCUCCGUGGCCCCGCAGAGCCUGCUGCUGUGGGAGGGUGUGUUCCUGCGCUGGAACCGCUCAUCCAAGUGGCUGGACGAGGCCUACGAUGAGAUGGUGCACAUCAUCGAGUACAACAAGGAGCUGCAGAACAAAGUCAACAGCCUCAGGAGGCAGCUGGCCCAGCUGGAGACAGAGGACGGCCCGCUGCAGACACCCUAGAACCGAAACCGGAACCAAAACUGAGCUGAGUGGCCCGGAACCUGACCUGGCUACCGGUCAAAACGUGCAAAACAACCCUCUCUGACACAAAUCAAAUACACUCUCUGAAUGACAAGGCAAACAAGUAGAUUUUUUAAAACAAACAUGUAUACCACACACUGGUCAGAAUUAACCCAUGAUCGCUAGUCACAAAUUACUCACGCACACACACAGACACGCACACACACGCACACCUACUCACACUGCCCUUUGAUCACUACUCACAUACACAUUCCCUUAGGAACCCAACACACACUAACAUUCUGUGCCAUUUCAUGAGUAAUUCUGAGCCCUCUGCACUUGGUGGCCAGCAGGGUCUUUUACAUAGCGCAUUCCAGAAGCUGGGGCAUCCCACUCUAUAUUCCAUUCUUGAUUUCUGUACUCGAUUUAAAAGAUAAUUGCCCCAUUCACACCCACACCAACACUAACACAUGUCUUGUCUACAUAACAUGGACUGCGCGAAUUAGGAGAGCCUAGAUGUUAUAAAACAACCAAGCAAAACAACAGUUAGUAAACAACAAUUUCGCAACUCUAGGUGAUUAAGUGAAUACAUUAUUUUGGCAGCCGUGUAGUUCUCACACUCUUGCUGCUUAUUCAAGCCUGUUUUUUUUUUUCCGUAUUAUUGUCUGCUUUGGUAUUUCAGGUCAGUAAAGAAAUCCUGUGCUAAAAAACAAAAAUGUUAAUACAAAGGUCACUCGCCAUGCCAAACAUUGCUUAGUCACCGUAUGUUGGCUGUUAAAAUAUCUGUCAUGCUUAUGAGCCGAAAAGUAUAGAUUUUGCAACCACACAGUUCUCUGUAUAACGCUACAGUUGUUAGUUGCCACAACUGACUAUAACUACUUUAUAAAUAGCCAAUAAUAUUUGCAUGUGUACAGUGUGUUCGCUUCAUAGUUAUUACUCUGUAAUAUAGAUUCUUAUUGAUGCUUGUUUUCAUCUGACUACUACUGUAAAUGUCCAGAAAGCUUUGUGCUCUGCAAUGAUAAAUUGGUCAAAUGAGAAGACCUGUAGCCUGAAACGGAUUGCUAUGAGAGAUUAAAGUUUGAGCAGAAGGAUUUCUGCACUAGGAUGACGAAAAACAUUCCAGUAAUUCAGCCCUGUUACCCGCUCUUCAUAGACAACUUUAUAGAUACAUACGCAUCUCAAGCACUUGAUGGUGAGAGUAGGUUGUUGAACAACUGGUUUCACUACCCACACUUGACAUUCAUUCCUUGUCCUACUCUGGGACAACUCAGAUUUGAACUUGCCUGCCCCUCUAACACCUUAUAUAUUAUUUACGUUAAGACGAUUUGGCACCAUAGUAGGCCCUACUAAAGUUGACACAGUGUGGCCAAGCAUGGAUCUAACUCGUUUGCACACAUACAUACAUCAUUUAAAUGCACUAUAACACCGUAUAGGUUAGGUUUCCUUUUCAUAAAGCUGCACUCUGUCGUAUGAACUAUUAAGAAUUUUCCGGCAGACUUGGCCCAUUGCCUUGCAAGUAAUAAAAUGCACAGUAUGCCACUACAUAAUUGUGUGUUAUGUUUUCCGCAUUCUCGUUUCAACCCUUAAGGCAAAAUGUGGAAAAGCAGCGAAGAUGAAGAGGGCCAUCAUGCCAUUCUUGAUCAAAUGCAUUCAGUAGUGGUCCCACGAAGAAGCCCAUGCUUAUUUAGUCUCUUCCUGUCUGUUGAUCCCCAACAACUAUAGACCUCUGAAGUUCGCCUACAAAAAAGCUGCCGUCUUUGACAGUCGGUAUCUGGUGAUUUUUCCUAUGGGAAAAUAACAUGGGGAUUUUUUUAAUUAUCGCACCUGUUAAACUCUCGCGGGGACGAUACAGAGCUAACUUGCUAACUAACUUAAUGGCAUCGCAAGUUAGCUCUGGGGUAGCAAAAAUCAAAGUCUGCCGCCUUCGCGCACCGGAGAUCACAGUAUCCUCUCGAAGGCAGAGGACAAAAGUGUGUUCAGGAAAACACCUGAAUUUCAGAUUUUGUCAUCCCUGCUAGAGUUUAGCAGGUGUGAUAAUUCCAAAUCUCCAUGUUAAUUUCCCAUAGGAAAGAUCGCCAGAUACCCUAUCUCCUUAUAUGAGCAAAGAUGGUAGCUUUUUUGUAGGCGAACUUCAGAGGUCUAUACAGGAGAUGUCAAUGGCACGUACCACUAUGGAGAAGGGGGUGUUUAUUUUGUGGUCAGAUGGUAGAGUCCACGUUGUGUAAGUCUGGUGAUCUUUGAGGUAUGUGCGGAAGGGUGUGCCACGCUGGAUAGUGUUGGGCAGCAGGAUUUCUUUAGUUUCUGGGGCUACGCCAGGACUCGUACCUUCUGGGCACUCCUGGGUCCGGUGACACAGCAAAUGUAUGAGCAUGUGAAACAGACACACACCCACACAGACCCAGACACACCCCCUCCCGCACACACACACACACACACACACACACACACACACACUUGCACCACUAUUUCAGCCCAAAGGCCCAGUCAUCACCAUUUCUGUUGGCACUCCACGCACAUUGGUUGAACGACAAGUUUUUCGUUUCACUUUGUCACUUUAUGAUUGUAUCUGUCAAAUCUUCAAAGAGCAUUGUCCUGCUAAUGCAUACAAAUAAAUGUUAAGUUCUUUUUUUUAUGUUUAACUGCUGAUACUGCUGUAAAAUUGUAUAUUGUCUGUGUGCUGUGAAAGACUCUGCAUUCAAAUGUAUGGUGCCAUGGAUAUUAUCUUUUAUAUUAUGUUUAACUCUGUUCAAUUCCAUGGGCAUUAAAAUAUCAUUCUGAA
Molecule: messenger RNA, 4505 nt
Organism: Sardina pilchardus (European sardine)
Lineage: Eukaryota; Metazoa; Chordata; Actinopteri; Clupeiformes; Clupeidae
Gene: mtmr9
Product: myotubularin related protein 9
Exons: 11
Coding region: 77-1726 (549 amino acids)
Biological process (GO): negative regulation of autophagy; phosphatidylinositol dephosphorylation
Cellular component (GO): cytoplasm; membrane
Molecular function (GO): phosphatidylinositol-3-phosphate phosphatase activity
Source: RefSeq, a predicted model, not a curated record